GAGGGUCAGGCGCACAACAAUAUUAAAAAUUGUAAAUAUUACAAUUAAAUAUGUGAACUGUGAAUAAUAAAAGAUACUGGUGUGAAUAAUUGGAGCUCUCUGCCCACCGCGUGUGACAUUGUAUGUGUGGCUGCAACGGCAAGCAUUUCGCCCUCGUUUCUUACACUCACUAGAAAUUCUUCUUCUUUCUUCAUAGUUCCACCAAGUGAAUUAAACUUUUAUUUUUAAAUUGUGAAUAAAAUAUAAAUAGAAUACCAUUUAAGGUCCCAAAGCAACAUCAAGAAAUGGCCAAUUUGAUGCAGAGAAGUCUGCCCCUGACUACUACACGCAGUCCGGUGCUGCAGUUCCUCCGUUUUCGUGGAAAAAUCAACAUACAGCGUCCGAAGGAGCCGCAUUAUGAGCGUGCUCGUGUUGUUGCCGUCACACAGCCCAAAUACCCGGAGCUGCCAAAGGCACGCUCGUGCUUCCAGACCCGCGCAGAACGCACCAAGGAACAGCUGGAGAAUCCCUACAACGAGAUCAUUGCCCGGGAAGUGCGAAACUGGCUGAAUCACUCGCAGCUGGUGGCCGUCUUUCACCUGAACUCCAUCACCUCCGACGAGAUCUUUCGGGUGCGCGUCCAGCUGCAUAAACAGAACCUGCAUUUGAAGUCGUACGGCCGCAAGAUCAUAGACCAGGCCGUGACCGGCACGCCGUAUGAGGCCAUCAUGCCGCUCUUUCACUCCAACCACUGCAUUGUGUUCUCCCCAAAUCAGGAGCAGAUUGCCCCACUGCUGAAGAUCACACGCAGAGUGCCGCAGAUGGUGCUGCUGGGCGGCAUUGUGGAGAAGACACUGCUCAGCCGAAACGAGCUGAUGGCCUAUGCGCAAAUGCCGAGUCUGCAGGGGGCCCAGGCCCAGCUCGUCCAAACCCUGAACCUGGCAGCUGGCCAACUAGUCCAGCAUCUGCAGACGCAUCAGGGCAAUCUAGUGCAGGUCCUGGACGUGCACGCCAAGGGCAAUACCACCACAGAGACGGCGGACGAGUCAUAAUAUUUGUAAUAACAAUUGUUAAAUAACAAGAAAAGCGAAAAGUGAUUAAUUUGUCUUUCAUACUAAACUAGCUAACUAGCUAAAAAUGUUAA
Messenger RNA from Drosophila obscura, 1123 nucleotides. It is a transcript of the gene mRpL10, whose product is annotated as 39S ribosomal protein L10, mitochondrial. The coding region runs from base 285 to 1031 and encodes 248 amino acids. Gene Ontology annotation, molecular function: structural constituent of ribosome. Gene Ontology annotation, biological process: translation. Lineage: Eukaryota; Metazoa; Arthropoda; Insecta; Diptera; Drosophilidae. The record is from RefSeq and is a predicted model, not a curated record. Gene Ontology annotation, cellular component: mitochondrial large ribosomal subunit. The transcript is spliced from 2 exons.